UUGGCUGGAGAAAAGCUUCUAAAUGCAAGAAAUUGAUUGGAAGGGUUCAGUGCCGGCUGAAGCUGCUCAAGAACAAGAGAAGUUGCAUUGCAAGGCACUUAAGGGAGGAUUUGUGUGAGCUUCUCCGAAAUGGUCAUCAUCCUCUUGUCUUUGAUAGGGUUGAACACCUGUUUAUGGAUGAAAAUCUGGUGGCAGCAUAUGAUAUGUUGGAGAGUUAUUGUGAAUUUCUCCUCAUUAAUCUUACCUACAUCCGAAAGUACAAAGACUGUCCAAAUGACAUUAAUGAAGCAGUUUCAACUCUCAUAUACGCAUCAGCAAGAUUGGGGGACCUACCGGAGCUUCUACCAAUUAGGAAGCUCUUUGCACAACGUUAUGGUCAGAGAUUUGCAAGGGUGGCUCUUGAGCUUCUCCCCGGCAAUCUCGUCAAUACUCAGAUUAAGGAGUGCCUAUCCACCAAGUGUGUAACGGAUGAAGUGAAGUGUAGGCUAGUGGAAGAAAUAUCUCGAAGUUGCUUUCAACAAGGGCCCUUGCUGUUGGGUUACACUUCGGAAUGGCAAAAGCAGGAAAAGAGAGCAAAUGAGAAACCUCAAAUCUUCAAAAGUAGUGCUGAAGAUUUUGACGAAAAAGAUGAGCAAAGUAAGUGGUGCAGGGCUAGUUUGGGGAAGAUGAACCAGGAAAUGGUUGAUGAAAUUGCUGAAUUCGAGUCCAAUAAUGGCACCAUUGAUCAAAGACUCUUCUUGUUCAAAUCGCCUUGCCUUCUCACCUUCAUUGUUUAUAACAAAUGUAAUGUUGAUGAAAACGAAGAAGAAAAGAAAUUCAUUUCAAAGGCUGCUGCUUUAUCAAUAAGUGAAGAUCAAAAGGAGAUCAAAUGUGGAGAAAAUGGGAAGAGGAAACAGAAUGGGCCGCCACCGCCGCCGUAUUUGAGGGCGGCCGGAGUUUCUAUGCCGCCCGAAAGGCCCAAUGAAGAGAGCCUAUUGGAUAGCAUCGCCCGGUCCAUUUCAUUCCCGGACCAUGUCCAUCCUAAGCUUCCCGAUUACGAUGAAAUAUCAGCCAAAUUCAUGGCUCUCAAGAGAGAGAAAAUCCGAAAUAUAUAAAUUCAUGCUUGUAAUUAUUAGAUCAUUUUCAUUUUUGUGUCUGCAAUUUUACUUUUUAGCUCUCAGACUAUUAUUCUUAACCAUUUUUUUAUUUGUUUGUUAAUUGAUUUUUAUGUCCAAUCAUCAUUUUGAUAUUGUGGGUUAUACAUAUAUCAGUUCAGGAA
This is a messenger RNA of Cuscuta epithymum, 1258 nucleotides long. The record is from the annotation of a GenBank genome assembly. NCBI's taxonomy places the organism in Eukaryota, Viridiplantae, Streptophyta, Magnoliopsida, Solanales, Convolvulaceae.